Messenger RNA from Thamnophis sirtalis, 1022 nucleotides. The record is from RefSeq and is a predicted model, not a curated record. Lineage: Eukaryota; Metazoa; Chordata; Lepidosauria; Squamata; Natricidae.
AUUAUCCUAGAAGCCAAGAGUCACGCCAUCCGGGACGCUCAGAUCCUGGAGAAGAAGCAGAUCGAGAAAGAGCUGAGCGGGGAGGAGAAGAGAGUGGCCCACCUGAUGGAGGCCGAGAGGCAGAAGGCCAAUCAGAUGCAGGACGAGCUGGAACGGAAGCGGAAAGAGGAAAUGUACAGGAAAUGGAACGCCGCAGAUUGGAGCGCUUGACGAUCCAGGCUGACAUCCGGAACAUCAACGACGAAAACCAGAGGCGCAAAGAGGAGAAGCUUUACCAGGAGAAGAUGUCCGACAUGCGGGUGUUGGAGUACCAGAGGCAGAAAAUGGCACGGGAAGCCGAAUUUGAGGCCGAGCAGGAGAAGAUCCGUAAGGAGAAGGAAAUGGAGACGGCGCGUCUGCGCGCUCUACAAGAAAAAGCCCAGGAUCACCAAGCAGAACAGCACGCCCUGAGGGCCAAGCGCAACCAGGAGGCCAACGAGCGCGAAUGGCGGCGGAAGGAGAAGGACGCCGUGCAGAAGAAGCUGCAGACGGAAGCCAUGUUGAAACAGAGUCGGCUGGAGCAGGUGGCACAGAAGGAGCACAACUUGGCCAUCCAGGUGCAGCGCGACCGCGCUGAGUUCGAAAGGAUCGUCAGGAUCCAGCGGGAGCAGAUCGAGAAGGAGCGAAAGGAACACGAGCGCCGGCUGGCCCUCCAGAUGACGCACGCGGAUGAGCUCCGGCGCCAGGUGCGGGAACACCAGCAGCAGCAGGUCCAGGAGCGCAUCGCCAUCUUCGAAGAGGGCAAGCGCCUCAAGGAGGAAGCCCGCCGGCGCAGCGAUCGCCUGAACGAGAUCAAGAGAAGGAAGUUGGAUGAGCUGCGGGCUGCCGGGCUCCCUGAGAAAUACUGUGUGCAGGUGGAACGUAAAGCUUUCGUUCAGUCCGUCCACUGAGCCGCAGGGGUGUUUUUUAACUAGUUAAACUCUCAAUGUGUAGCCUAGAUUUUUAUUUUCUUAUCCUUACUUGAAUAGAUCUAUUUCUGGAUG